AUGAACGACCACCUUGCACCACAGGGUGCGACUGUGAUUGGGAACCAUUGGGCUAUCGCAAACGAUCCUGAAGUCUUUCCAGAACCACAGACGUUUAAUCCCCAGCGUUGGAUUGAUGAUGCAGGUCGUGUGCGCGAUGAUCUCCGGUUUUUCGCUUUCGCUUUUGGCUUUGGCCGUCGGUCAGUGGCAUCGUUCAUCUCUCGACCAUUUGUUAUGCCUUACUUGAAAAUGUCAGAGUGUGUCCCGGUCAACAUCUCGCAAAUCGGUCGGUCUUCGUCAACACUUUAUUCUGUGGGCAAUCCUGCCGCGAAGAUUGACACGCUUGCUCAUUUUGUUUUGAAAGCUGUCAUUGAGCCCAAGCCGAGCCGCGGCUUUGGCCGGAGGAGGGACUCAUGUUUGCGAGAGAGAAUAGGCUACGCAGAGAUAAGACGCGCGACCAACACGAUCGUACACUCACUUGGUCUAGUAAUCGCGAGAGGUGAUUAA
Molecule: messenger RNA, 486 nt
Organism: Suillus discolor
Lineage: Eukaryota; Fungi; Basidiomycota; Agaricomycetes; Boletales; Suillaceae
Exons: 3
Coding region: 1-486 (161 amino acids)
Molecular function (GO): heme binding; monooxygenase activity; oxidoreductase activity, acting on paired donors, with incorporation or reduction of molecular oxygen
Source: RefSeq, a predicted model, not a curated record